GUUCCGAGCUGUCAUGGGCUGCUUGAAAAGACCGAUGGAUGGAAGAGGGGACAGAGUCUAGUCAGCAAAUAACUCAACCUGGUUAACAUUCUUGGAAUGCAAAAGACGCAAUUGACAAGCUGUGCACAAGGGAGAACAAUGUCUCAAACUAAUGAAGUUUGGUUGGGUAGUCACCAUUUCUCGUAAUGUUUAUAUUUAUGGUGGCCGAAGGACAGUAAUUUAUUGCACAUGGAAAGUAUUUAGAAAAAUUAGUUUUUUCUUGGGGAAGGAAUAGGUAAAUGUUUCGUUUACUAUCGUUCCAGCAAGAUGACUUACUUCCACCGCGGCCUUCAAGCUCGUGCACAAACUCCAUCUCCUAUUCACUUUUUUGUCGCAGCGUUUUUUUUGUCGGUCAUUGAAAACAAUCCAAGUUUGGGAUUUAACCAAGAGGCUGAGAGUUUUCUGAGGGAGCUCCAGCAGUACGAAGUAGUUCAUCCUUCUAGAGUGGAUGCCAAAGGUCACUUCCUGUCCAACUUCCUGUUCCACCAUGCUGGCCGGAUACAGCGGCGGGAGGCCCCAGGGGAUCUGGGAAGCUUAACGCGUGUGUUCUACCAAUUGCAGCACGACGGCCACAAUCUGCAUUUCAACCUCACCCUUAACCCACACCUGCUGGCUCCUGGCUUUCUGACGGAACGCAGGUACGGUGGCUUGGAGGGCGCCAAAAUACGUGGCCAAGGCUCCUUGCUGUGCCACCUUUCUGGAGAUGUUUGGGAUGAGGCGUCUGUGAAGGGGAGUGCAGCAAUAAGUACCUGUAAUGGCUUGACCGGACUGUUUAAGCUGACCAAUGAUGAAUUCUUUAUCCGCCCAUUGGAGCAGUCCAGCGAUGACUCUGGCAGGCCACAAGCCCACGUUAUCUACAAACGUCAUGCCUCCUCUUCCUUCAGUCAGAUUGUACAGUCCUUAUCUGGAGAGCAGGCUUUCAACAGUACCUGUGGUGUUAAAGAUCCAGAUGGCACUUUGGAGCGUUUUGAGAGGCAACGGGAGCGCUGGGAACGGCGCCAGCGAAGGAAGAGGAAGAUUCGCCAGCGCUCCAUCAGCAGGGAGAAGUGGGUGGAGACUCUGGUGGUGGCUGAUGCCAAGAUGGUGGAGUACCAUGGAAGUGGGGGCGUGGAGAGCUAUAUCCUGGCCAUCAUGAACAUUGUCUCUCUGAUUUUUCGUGAUGCCAGUAUUGGCAAUGCCGUCAACAUUGUGGUGGUUCGUCUCAUACUGCUGGAGAAGGAUGAGGAGGAACUGAAGAUCACACAUCAUGCUGACAACAGUCUGAGUAGCUUCUGUAAGUGGCAGAAACGUCUCAACAUGAAGGGAGAUGAGCAUCCAGUACAUCAUGAUGUAGCUGUCCUGCUCACAAGAAAGGACAUCUGUGCAGCCAUCAAUAAGCCCUGCGAGACUCUGGGUCUGUCUCACGUGGCGGGCAUGUGUCAGCCACAUCGCAGCUGCAGCAUCAGCGAGGACACGGGUCUGCCACUCUCCUUCACCAUUGCCCAUGAGCUGGGACACAACUUUGGAAUUCAGCAUGAUGGCAACGGCAAUGACUGUGAGCCCAUUGGGAAAAGACCUUUCGUCAUGUCUCCACAGCUCCUUUAUGGCACUGUCUCGCCCAGCUGGUCACUCUGUUCCCGCCAGUACAUCACCCGCUUCCUAGAUCGUGGUUGGGGCUGGUGUUUGGAUGACCCCCCAAUGAGAAAUGAGCUGGCUCUUAACACCAGACCCGCUGGGGUUUUGUACGACGCUGCUCACCAGUGUCGACUGCAGUAUGGCUCUGGGUCCUUGCUCUGUGACGACGUCGAUAACAUCUGCAGUACAUUGUGGUGCACCGUGGGGACAACCUGCCACUCCAAGCUGGAUGGGGCAGUGGAUGGGACCAGGUGUGGGGAGGACAAGUGGUGUUUCGAUGGAGAGUGUGUGGCAGCAGGUUCCCAGCCAGAACAUGUCAACGGAGGCUGGGCGCCAUGGAGUGAGUGGACAUCCUGUUCUAGAACCUGCGGGGCCGGAGUGCAGAACGCCCAGAGAGACUGUGUCAACCCUGUGCCAAAAUAUGGAGGGAAAUACUGUGUGGGUGAGCGUCGGAGGUACAGGAUUUGUAACAGUGCUCCGUGUCCUCCUGGACAGCCCACGUUCAGGCACAACCAAUGCAGCCACUUUAACACAAUGCCUUACAAAGGCAAGUUCUACAAAUGGGUGCAAGUCAACAACAAAGUGAACCCUUGUGAGCUACACUGCCGUCCUCUGAAUGAGUACUUCUCUGAAAAGAUGCUGGACGCAGUUAUUGAUGGAACCAAGUGCUUGGAAGGCAGCACAAGUCGAGACAUGUGCAUUAAUGGUAUCUGUAAGAAUGUGGGCUGUGACUAUGAAAUUGACUCCAAUGCUGUGGAGGAUCGCUGUGGGAUAUGCAAUGGCAAUGGUUCUACUUGUGAGACAGUGAAGAAGACUUUUGAGGAGAGCGAAGGACUUGGCUACGUUGAUAUCGGACUGAUCCCAGAAGGGGCGCGGGACAUCCGCAUUGAGGAGGUGGCUGAAGCUGGAAAUUUCUUGGCACUCCGAAGCGAUGACCCGGAAAAGUACUUUCUGAACGGUGGUUGGACUAUCCAAUGGAAUGGAGACUACAAAGUAGCAGGGACGAUAUUUACCUAUGAGAGGACAGGGCACCUGGAGAAUCUGACUUCCCCCGGACCAACAAUGGAGCCAGUUUGGAUACAGCUUCUUUUCCAGGAAACCAACCCUGGAGUGCGCUACGAAUACACCAUCAGUAGAGAGGUCUCUCAAGACUCUGACAACAACAUCCCCAGUUCAGAUUUCUUCUGGAAAUUCGGCUCAUGGACUGAGUGUAGUACCACCUGUGGUAUCGGUGUCCAGCGUCAAAUUGUGCACUGUGUAGAGAAGACCUCAGGGAUAGUUGAGGAGCACUACUGUGAUCCUUUGACCCGCCCCGAUGACAAACGGGCCAGCUGUAACGAGGAGCUCUGCCCAGCAAUAUGGUGGGUGGGGGAGUGGCAAAAGUGCUCAGCCCUUUGCGGGAGCUUAGGCCUGGCCAAGAGGACCGUGCUCUGCAUCCAAGCUGUGGGUUUGGAGGAGCAAAGAGCCCUACAGCCUUCCCAGUGUCAACACAUGCCCAAGCCUGUGUCUGUAGCACCUUGCAACACACACAUCCUUUGCCCUGCAGACUGGACUGAGGGCAACUGGUCAGAGUGCUCACUAACAUGUGGCAGUGGCGUGCAAACCCGGAAUGUGACCUGCUCAAGAAACACCGGUGUCGACUGUGAUCUCAGAAAGAAACCCAGUGGUGUCACUCCUUGCUACAUCCGGGACUGUCCCCAGGUCCCAGACGUCUUUGGUGGUAGUGACUGGUCUGGAAGUGGUUCGUUCAGCAAAGAAGUCUUCAACAAAAUCAACUCAAUCCCUGAUGCCAAUUCUCUGCCCAAAUACAGCACAACACGAGCACAGCCAAAAGACCGCAACAAACUGUAUAACAGAAUGGAAGGCGAUUUCUCCCCCAGAAAUACAAUUGAAAAGGCCCAAAACAAGCCCGCUGACAAUAAUGUAAAGGUAGAUGACUUCUACUAUGACUACAACUUUAUCAAAUUCCAUGAGGACCUUUCAUACGACUUUGACUCGGGAAUCAUCAGUCAAGCUGAAAAGAAUAGUAUUGAACAGGAACCUAAACCCAAUUCAGGUGUGGAAGAAAAUAUUGACAGGGAAACAUCUCUUUUAUCUAACACACCUGUGCCUGAAAUAACGACUUCCUAUCAUUUACAAGAUGACAAACAACAGAAACCGCGUGCGGAGGAUGUUGAGAAUAGCAAUUCAUCACUAAAGAAACUCGUUGAAAUGAACCAGGAAAAGGAGGACGAUUUAUUUUCUGAAGACUAUUUUCUGCCCAUUGCAAAUACUCCCCCACCACCAGGUUCAACCACAAAAAUAUGGAAAGAAAGCAACAGUAAUCUUGGCUUGCCUCUUAACCCCAGCACAGCACACAGCCUGGUAUUGACAACUAAAGUGGCCCCCGUGGACAUAAUACGAAGCAAACAUGAAGAGAAACCAGUUGGAGACAAAGAUUUUUUCCAAGAUUUCAGCCAAGAAAAAAGCAAUUAUGGGAAUAUUGAUGACACAGUUGAGGUGACUACACCAGUCAAAAAGGUGUACAAAAAUGAGGACCUCCCCUCAGUGAUAAUUGGUAGGGAGAAAGAAAAGGCAGGGGAGUUAGGCUACAGCUAUUAUGAAAAAACUACAGCAGUCCUACAAUUCCCCGACUCCCUUGGAGAAACAGACAGCAGGGCACCACAUUCCCAUUUUCCUCUUUCAGCCACCAUGUUUGAGGUGAAGAUGCACGAAGACAGCUUUUUCAGUACAACUUUGUCUGAGUGGGAUAAAACGAUGGUUGAAACUAUUUCAAUUACCACUUCUCUUCCAUAUGCAUCAUUAAACCCAACUUCUACUGAAGAAGGCAAUCAUGAUGUGCUUUCACCUGAAGAAAAAACACACUUUGAUCAACAGGACUUCAGUACGGAUCCCAACACUGUUAACAAAUACAAUAAUUUAGGAAUUACAGAAGGUUACACAGUAACCUCACAUCUGGUCUCUCAAGAGAAACCUCCUCCAACUCCCGCUCACCUCCGUCCCCUCUCAGAAAGCCAGGAGAACAUCAACGCCCCAUGGACGACCAGAAAGGACACCCUACUUCCUACACAUCUGGAAAGCAUAGUAUCUCCACCUCCGUCCAUUGUGACCCAGACCCAACCUGCAGCUAAGCCUGAAAAAGAGAUUUACACACCCUCUUUUCCUCAUUAUGAAGUCUCCCUUGGUCAAACGGAUUCUAGUCUUCUGACUCCUUCAACAUAUCUUUGGAAUGAAAUGGACCACAAUGAAAUCCUGAUCCCCCCUAGGUUACAAUUGAGUGGUACAGACCACCCAUCCAGCACAUUUCAACCCUUGACAGAUGCUGUCACCACGGUAACUAACACAGCCACUCUGCAGGAUGGUACGAGUCCCACGUCCACCACCCAGUCCCAUCUGUCACUCCAUUCUCUCAUGCUACAGUCCCAAACCAUCCCAACACCAAACCCAGCUGCCUACUGGGUUACUGGCAACUGGAGUGCAUGCUCGACCAGUUGUGGCCUGGGAGCUAUAUGGAGGAUGGUGGUCUGCAGCUCUGGUAAGGACACAGACUGUGACCUAGCAAAGAAGCCUGUGCCGGCCCGUCGCUGCUACUUGCGUCCCUGCUCUGCCUGGAAGACAGGCCAGUGGAGCCAGUGUUCCAAGAAAUGUGGUGGAGGGGUGACCUUGCGUGAGGUUCAGUGUUUUGACACAAGAGAUCAGAGGCCUCUUCGACCAUUCCACUGCCAACCGGUCUCCCCCAGGCCCACUGCACGCCUGCCCUGCAACCCCCAGCCCUGUUUGGAAUGGUACAGCUCAUCCUGGGGACAGUGCUCAGAGGUGUGUGGGGGAGGGGAACAGCAGCGCCUUGUUACCUGUCCUGAGGAAGAACAAUGCGAUGAGGAUGUUCUGCCCAGCAACAUCCAAGCUUGUAACAGCCAAGUCUGUGCCCAAUGGGUCACUGGCUCCUGGGGACAGUGCUCUGCGUCCUGUGGCGGUGGUGUGCAACGGAGACUAGUCAAGUGUGUCAACUUGAAGUCUGACACAGAGGAAGAGGAGGAGCAUGCUCAGUGUGACCAUGAAUCCUGUCCAGAAAACACUCAAAAGUGUAAUAUCCAGGAGUGUGAAAACAUCACGUUCGGAGUGAUGUGUGUUCGGGACCGGCUCACAUUCCGGUUCUGUCAGACCCUUCAGUGGCUUGGCCACUGUAACCUCCCCACUGUUCGGGUGCAGUGCUGCAGAACCUGCAGCCAGCGUUCCCGUGGCAACGAACGCACAUCACGUCGCUGAGAUUCUGAGAGACAUGUCCACAUAGCCCUCCAGAUGUGAACACAUAGCCCUCUAUGCACAUGCAUUGUAUGUGAAUGGGGACAUAUGGACACACACACGCACACACACAACUAAGGUUCUGGGCACCACACAUUUAGCAUUUGUUAUCUGGAAGGUGAAUCAAGCUCACACUUUAUUUUAGGGGCCCUAUCUAUAAUCUUUUCUGCACAAUAAACCAAGUAUUUUUUUACGCUUUAACAGGUAAUAGUUAAGAUUAAUUGAUAGUGUGCUGAAUGUUUAUUGACAUUAAUUUCAGCAUUUACAGACUAUUUCUAAAUGUCCUCUCAGGUUAGUUUUUCUGAAAUCAGUAAGUGAAAAUGAACUCUGAGAUUUGUGUACAUCAUAGUAGGAUAGUAAGACACUCGCACUGUUUUCCAAUAAGAAUCAAUGCUCGGAGCAGGGAUGCAACCAAAACCAAUAAUCCAUCCCAGAGAAGGAGGAGACACUGCCUGUCACCACUAUACAUGUUGUAUUUAAUGUAUUAUCUCAGUUCCGAACCGUCAUUGCCGUACAACCCUCACAGACUCUCUCUUGCAGUUUCUUUACUUACUGACCAGAGUUUGAAAGAGGAAAAAUCGUGCAGCUAGCAAUUGGUGUUUUAAUUUAGGUCUGGCUCAUACCAUAGCAGCAUGGGAUUUGACCAGGGUACUGAUUUUAGCAUCCAAUACUUUUUACGGUAUUCACUUUAGUUUAUUAGCUUAUAACAAGGAAAGAUUGUUCAGACAACACUUUCUAUUGAUAGCAGCUGACACUGCAGUAUAUCCAAAACAGACUUGGGAACAAAAAGGUGGGUGCAAGUCUGGAAAUCCUCAUUUAUAAAUCCUCCAAUAACAUACAGCUUUGUUGAUUAUUUACAGAUAUAACAUUACGUAACAGUUGCUUUAGUGUAGUGCAGAUGGAUAGAUAAAAAAAAAAAUAAUGUUCGCUUUUUGAAUGAGUUAUUCAACAAUACUGGCUUGUUAAAAAAACAUUUGGUGUAUGGAAACUGUGCUGCAAAAAUAACUUGGUGCUACAGUAUAGGCAGUCGCAGAUUUCAACUCUCAUGUCAGGUGUUGGGCAGGCCCAGUGCCUCUUCUACUUGAAUCAUAGCUUUUGUCUCAGAAUUGCCUAAAAUUGCCUAUUUUGAUCUCAAGUCAAAUUUUACUUUGACCUUUCAUGACAACAGAAUUGUCAUUUAAAUAUUGUGUGGAAGGCCCCUCAGGCCCACACUUUCCUGCUCUAAGGGGAAACAUUUUGCUUGAGAAGUGUCCGUUAUUCAUUGGCUUCUGUAGCUUCUAUAUAUUCAUAGCCUAAGGGGAAGUUAAUCCCAUGGUAAAAGUUGUGCAAACAUUCCACUGUCAGUUAUAUUCAACAAGAAGGGUCAGUCUUUGCCCACAUUCAAAUGCUAUCUACUUGAUUGUGGAAAGGAAUUCAUUCAGUUGAUGCAGAUCAACAAAGCCAUUGUGUAUAUGUUAUUUUGUAAACUGCUAUUGCAGGGGUAACUUUAGGUUGUCAAUAAAUAAUUUUAUCACAUGAAGUCAAACUAUUGCAGAAUGUGCUGGUUAAUUGUAUCAUAAGGUGUAGAAGUAUAUGUUUCCAAAAUGCAUAAUAUUUUAACUCACAAUUGAGUUUAAGUAGCACAUUUUCAAUUGUUUAUUUAGUUAGCACAAAGUUGUGAAAAGCAUGAUCAUAAUAUUGUAAAACCUGAAUGGCAUUUAAACUAUUGAUGACUACCUUUUGAACUGCAGAUAAUGGGAUAUAAUGAAACAUGAAUGAGACCAGCUCUCUCCACUUCUGAGGGAAAGCCAUCCAACAGAUUAUUAAAAUCUCUAUCACAGUCCUCUGUGAGCGCAAUUCAUCACAUUAAGUCCAUUUCUGCUCAAGCAAUUCCAGGCAUGAGGCUUAUUGUAGCCUAAGAGACACAGUGCCCCUUACUGUUCCCUUAUAUCCAUUACAGGAAGUUCCCUCCAAUUUAUCAAAUUUGUGUACAGGUUGGAAAACCUUAAAAUUGACUGAUUCGCUUGUGUUUGUUGGCCAACUUGUACAAGUGUACAAUUCAUCAGUACAGCUUUGUCUAAUCUCAAACUAUCAUUUUUCUGUAUUCUGCAUUGACAGAAAAGGUACAGAUCAAAGAAGGGAACAUUAUAUUUCAUACAUUUCUCCUCAGGCAGAUUUUCUAAUUUAAUUACUUCAUAUCACAGGUCUCGAGGUUUAAUUAAGGGAUGCCAAUAUUCUCCUGGCAAUGUGUCUAAUGCUGUGUGUAAUUCAGAUAUAAAAAAUGCCAACAUCUGUUUCACGGACUUUAGUCGAGAACUAACCAAGCAGCAUAGGGUUCCACCUUAAACUAAGACCUUUGGGGCUCCAAAGCAAUUGCAACAUUUGAAUGCAAUGCCUUUUGUUAACAUUCUCAGUAUUAAUCACACACAGCCAAGGACAUUUUUGAGCCUUGAACAGUGUAGCUUUGAAUCUCUGAUUAAUUGUUAUGCGUACUAUAUAUCAGCUUCAUCCCAGGCCAUAAAUUGUAUUGGAAGGAACAAGGACAUAAUGUACAAUAAUCAUAAUGGAAUUAAAUGACAAAGGACUCGUUGUCAUGUGUAUGUACACUGGAUGUCUUGCCUUGUUUCCACAGCUACAAAAACAGUUUGAACUAACAAUAUAAAAUACUGACAAAAGAGAAAAGACAUUAGCUAUGGUGACAUGUUUAUGAUGCUUCAUCAAUUAGUCCCAUCUGUAGCCCCAUGGGUCAAGGCUUGGCCACCAGACACUCGCCGGCGAACUCCGCUCCCAGGUCUGACUCUAGGGCUUUCCCUUUGCUGGGCAAGGUGCUGCAACUACUCCGUGGCCGUUUUAUACGGGGUCUAGUGCAUCUAGUGACAUCAAAAAAGAAAUAGCUUUCAACAGAACCUACAUGUAACCCUACUGUAGCUUCCACCAAUGGUUCUAAUCUACCUAAUGGUUCUAAUCUAGCAUGUCUGUGUUUCAUCAUUUAUAGGCCUACAUCCUAUUUGUUCAGACCGUUUGUGAUUAAACUAGAGAGGGUACAAUUUCUGGGGAAAUUGUGGGGUGUGCAUUUCUUGGUUGCA
Molecule: messenger RNA, 9020 nt
Organism: Hypomesus transpacificus
Lineage: Eukaryota; Metazoa; Chordata; Actinopteri; Osmeriformes; Osmeridae
Product: A disintegrin and metalloproteinase with thrombospondin motifs 7
Exons: 24
Coding region: 307-5919 (1870 amino acids)
Biological process (GO): extracellular matrix organization; proteolysis
Cellular component (GO): extracellular matrix
Molecular function (GO): metalloendopeptidase activity
Source: RefSeq, a predicted model, not a curated record